Molecule: messenger RNA, 985 nt
Organism: Cryptococcus deneoformans JEC21
Lineage: Eukaryota; Fungi; Basidiomycota; Tremellomycetes; Tremellales; Cryptococcaceae
Product: HDEL sequence binding protein, putative
Exons: 4
Coding region: 26-667 (213 amino acids)
Biological process (GO): endoplasmic reticulum to Golgi vesicle-mediated transport; protein retention in ER lumen
Cellular component (GO): endoplasmic reticulum; cis-Golgi network; membrane
Molecular function (GO): ER lumen protein retrieval receptor activity
Source: RefSeq, a predicted model, not a curated record
CGCCAGCACUCUCCACGCCCCCGCCAUGAACAUAUUCCGCUUCCUCGGCGACCUCUCCCACCUCGCCUCCAUCCUCAUCCUCCUCCACAAAAUCCAGACAACCAGGUCCUGCCGCGGCAUCUCCUUCAAGUCGCAGCUCCUCUACCUCAUCGUCUUCCUCACCCGCUAUGUCGACCUCGUCACCCACCCGCUCGUCUCCGUCUACAACACCGCCAUGAAGCUCUUCUUCAUCGCGUCCACCGCCUACACCCUCUACCUCAUGAAGUUCAAGUACCGGCCGACACACGACGCCUCCCUCGAUACCUUCCAGCUCUCGUACAUCUUUGGCCCCGUCGCCGUCCUUGCCCUCUUGUUCAACUACAAGUUCACGCCCUUUGAGAUCACCUGGUCCUUCUCCAUCUGGCUCGAGUCGGUCGCCAUCCUUCCGCAGCUGUUCAUGCUCCAAAGAACGGGCGAGGCCGAGACGAUCACCACACAUUACCUCGCAGCCCUCGGUCUGUACAGGGGAUUGUACAUUCCCAACUGGAUGUACAGGUACUUUACCGAAGGCGCCUUUGACGCCAUUGCUGUCGUUGCCGGUAUCAUUCAGACCGCCAUCUACGCCGACUUUGGAUAUAUCUACGUCACAAGAGUCCUCCGCGGCCAAAAAUUCGAGCUCCCCGCCUAAGUGUGCAAUCCAGGCAUGUAGUAUUAAACAAGCAUAGGGGACGACAUGAAAGAACCAUUCUCAUUGCCAAGUGUAAAAAACGUGACUCUCUGCUGGUACAAUCUAUAAAACUGAAAUUUCAAUCUGGAUAGGGCAAGUAUACUCUAAACCUACUGAUGAUCAUUAUAGAUACACGUUACAUAUUUAUCAAAACCAAUCAAAUAUAAUAAUCAAACUAUCGUCCAUGAAGAAGGAAUUACACAAUACAGAUAAAUAAUAUGCGGAAAAUUGAUAAAUGGGCGAAUAUAAUGUUGAUAAAAAAUGAAGCAUGUACUGUAA